UCACACCUUCCAUCUGAUUAGAAUGGAACGUAUCGAAUAUGUGAUACUGCUCUGUGCCGUGGGCGCGAUUCGAAACGCCUCGGGGGCGGUGGUUCAAACUACCCACUCAACCACUCAUCACAAGGGGACCCAUACCACUCUCCACCACACGGGGACUCAUACCACUCUCCACCACACGGGGACCCAUACCACUCUCCACCACACGUGGACCCAUACCACUCUCCACGCCAGGACCCACACCACUCACCCACACCCACAUACAGAACCCACACUGUCCAGUGGUAUUCGCUUCCACUACGACCCCGCGAUGCACCACCUCGUGGCCGUUACAGGGUCCACCUGCCUCGUGGUAACUCUUCUACGAGACGAAGUGGAGCACGUGCAUACGAACGGGGGAAUGGAGGAUCUCGAGCUAAAGAUGAUGCGCGAGUGGAUAGGUUUACUUCCGGAGACGCUCGUGCUUCACAGCGACCCAAACCUGCCACCGCACGUGAGUACCUGGUGUAAGAACCAUGACAUCUACCUCCUGUCUCGUGAAAUCGACCCAGAGACUACGACACACGGAUCGGCCUUCGCCACUGUGCUUUAAGAACCGCAGACUCGCCAAUAAAUAUAUAAAAUAA
Messenger RNA from Dreissena polymorpha, 623 nucleotides. RefSeq lists its product as uncharacterized. The transcript is spliced from 4 exons. The record is from RefSeq and is a predicted model, not a curated record. Lineage: Eukaryota; Metazoa; Mollusca; Bivalvia; Myida; Dreissenidae. Bases 23 to 589 code for a protein of 188 amino acids.